AUGUUUGCCGGUUUUGACAAAGUCUGCGGAAAGGUUGGACUUCGACUAAAUCUCACAAAAACGAUGUUCAUGAGAAACGGAUUUGUUUUGUACGUCCCAUUCACGCUCAACGGAGCGAAUAUCUCCGAAUACUUUCGGGAAAUCAAUCUAAUGAACGACUCAGCUCCAGAGUUGAGCAGAAAGAAACGAACGGCUUGGAGAGCUUUCAAGAGCAUCGAGGAUGUGGUGGAGAGGACAAAGAACACCCGACUCCGUGCCCAUCUUUUCGACUCAGCGGUACUUCCUGCCCUAAAGUAG
Molecule: messenger RNA, 297 nt
Organism: Angiostrongylus costaricensis
Lineage: Eukaryota; Metazoa; Nematoda; Chromadorea; Rhabditida; Metastrongylidae
Source: the annotation of a GenBank genome assembly